AUGAUUCAAUCCCUUUAAAUCGCUGAACUAUUUUUACCUUAAGAUAUACGAAAAUUUAUUUCAAAUACAAAGUAAACAAAUAAAUCAGUGAUGGAUGCAGAAAACUAUUCAAUAGAUAAUCAUUAAUAAUACUCUUAAUUAUUUAAAGGAUAAGAAAAUUUAGAAACUAUAAAAAGAAAAUAAAUUUUAUUAAAUUAGUUAUGCUAAAAGCAAAUUUAAGAUUUCUUAUCUAAAUAUCAAUUCACAUAAUAAUUAAAUAUAACAAAGAUAUUUUAAUAAUUUUAUUCUGAAAAAUAUAGAUGUUGUUUUAUAAACUUGAAUGAAAUAUCAAACAACUUACCUAAUUAUCUAUAGAAUACAGAAAUUGAAUAAUUCAAUGAUUAAAAACUUAAUUAAACAAUUGAUGAACUUUCUUCACUUUUUAUUGAAUAUAUUAAGGGAUAAUUUAAUUAAGAAUCAAUUAUCUAAGAAUUUAUUAAAAACUAUUAAGACAUUUUUAGAAAAGCCUACGAUUCUAUAAUUCAAGCUUGUACAAUAAUUAAAGAGAAUAAAAUUCCUUUAUUUUAAAUUAAGGUUUUGAUAAAUAAUCUUUUUACUUAAAAUUAUAAAUAUUUGCAUGAUGAAUUAUAAAACUUCUACAAUUUUAAAUUAUCUUAUGCUAUUUUAUCAAGAUAUGUAUAAAAAACACUUGAUCAUUAAUUAUUUUAAUUAAAAUCUUCUCUUCAAAUCUUUAUGAAAAAUGAAAAGGUUCAUUAAGAAUUAAAAUUAAAAUCUAAUUAACUUUUCUAUGAAUAUUUUUAGAAGAAAGACUUCCUCUUAAUAAAAAAUAAAGAAUUUGCUACCUAAUUGUUUUACUUAUUGUUAUAAACUGAUUUGGAAUCAAAAGAAAUGUUAAAUAUUUUAGAUUUGUUAUCUUAAUAUACAGAAAUUGCAAAAAUAAAUAGUUCAUAAGAUGCUUAAUACACUAUAAAACAAAUAAAAAAUAUCUAUUUUAAAUAAAUUGAAUAGGCUAAACUUUUUUGGAAAAAUGUUAUUACAGAAUAAUAAAAUUUAUAAUUAAUUUUUGAUCUAUUCAUUUUCUUAAAUGAUAAUCUUUUUGUGAAUGAUUAAUUAUUGUUUUCAUAAUAUUAACCAGUAAAAAAAAAUAUUAUGAUGAAGAUAAGUAAUUUAAUGAAAGAAGGAUAUUAUGGAUAUUUUAAUAGUAAUUUAAUUAAUAGAUUUGAAAUUAUAAUAGAAGAUAUUAGAAAUUAAAUAUUUAAUCAACUUGAAAAAAGGAAAUAAAAUAUGGAAUUAUCUGUAAUAAUUUAAGGUCAUUAAUUCUUCAUAAAAAUUUAUGAUUAAUACAAUUACACUUAAGAAUUUCUUUAAGAAUAAUUUUAUUAAAGGAAUACUUUAUUUUAUAGGAUAUAAAAUUUUUAAACUAAUAGUUAAAUAAGGUAUAUUAAAAAUUUACUGAGUGAAAUAUAGAAAAAUUAUUUAAAUGAUAUUUGUAUUCCAGAAAGAAUUGAAUUCGAAAUACGGUCAUCUGAACUGGAGUCAUCAUCUGUAGUUACUUUAUUCAUUUCAGGAUUUACUGAUUUAGAAGUAUAGAAUACUAUUUUAGAAGGAUUAAAAGAUUAAAAUAUUAUAAUUUUAAAUUGGAAUAAUCUUAAAAAAGAAAAUAAUAUAACUGUGAAAUUGAUGAUAGCUGUUCAAUAAAUUUUAUAAUUAUAAUCUCCUUUGAAAACAGUUGUAAACGCAUUAAAAGCCUAUGCUAAUGCUCCAUUUUAAUAAUCAUGUUAAGAAGCUAAACUAGUUGGAAAAUACUUAGCACAUUUAUUAAUUGAAAAAAAGAUCAACAGUAAUGUAUGAAAUGAUGAAAGAACUAGACAAUAGAACUACAACAUAAAUUAUUAAUGAAAUACUGAUAUUAGGAGGAAUAGUGGACAUAAGGAAACUUAAAAAAUGA
Paramecium pentaurelia is the source of this 1948-nucleotide messenger RNA. The record is from the annotation of a GenBank genome assembly. NCBI's taxonomy places the organism in Eukaryota, Ciliophora, Oligohymenophorea, Peniculida, Parameciidae.